AUGUUACUCUCCAAAGAUGAUGCUCUGCACUAUACCUACGAUUCCGAACAUGUUCAGAUCGAAGCCUGGGGUCCCAAUGCCCUUCGGGUUCGGGCCACCAAGUUUCAUACUCUGCCGUCGGAAAAUUGGGCCUUGACUGUUACACCCCCGAAGACCAAUGUUUCGAUUUCUAUGCAGGACGGCCAUGCAUCAAUUAACAAUGGCAACAUUUGCGCCACGGUUUCUUCACGGGGCAAAAUCGUCAUCAAGAACACCAAAGGCGAGCUACUACUUGAAGAAUAUCAGCGCAACCGUUCCGAUGUCGAGGAUCCAAAAUGCAGCGCCUUGAUGAUUGAGGCACGGGAGUUCAAGCCUUUGCUGGGCGGUGACUACCAUCUGACCUACCGUUUGGAAUCCGUCGACCGGAAUGAGAAGAUCUAUGGCAUGGGCCAGUAUCAGCAACCGUUUCUUGACCUGAAGGGGCUUGACCUUGAAAUGGCCCAGCGCAAUUCUCAAGCAAGCGUUCCUUUCAUGCUCUCGAACCUAGGAUACGGCAUGCUUUGGAACAACCCAGCCGUCGGCAGAGCUGUCCUGGGCAAGAACACCAUGAGCUUCGAGGCCUAUUCCACGAGGGUGCUUGAUUAUUGGGUUGUGUCUUGUGACACUCCCGCUCAGAUCAUCGAAACUUAUGCGGACAUCACCGGCAAGGUGCCAAUGAUGCCAGAAUACGGACUAGGCUUCUGGCAGUGCAAGUUGAGAUAUCAAACUCAAGAAGAACUUCUGAAUGUUGCACGAGAGUACCGAAGACGCAAUUUGCCGCUCGAUGUCAUUGUGGUGGACUUCUUUCACUGGCCAAAACAAGGAGAAUGGAAGUUCGACCCCACUUACUGGAAAGACCCCGACGACAUGAUCAAGGAGCUUCAGUCGAUGAAUAUUGAGCUCCUCAUUUCCAUCUGGCCUACAGUCGACAAGCGGUCCGAAAAUUACGACCACAUGCUGGAAAACGGACUUCUGAUACGACAGGACCGGGGACUGCGGAUCUCAAUGGACUUUCAAGGGGAGACCGUCCACGCUGAUUUCACGAAUCCGGCGACGAGAGACUUUGUUUGGAAGACAGUCAAGAAGAAUUAUUAUGAUAAGGGGGUGAAACUUUUCUGGCUUGACGAGGCAGAGCCAGAGUACAGUGCCUAUGACUUUGAUAUUUAUCGGUACUAUAGUGGAAGCGUAUUGAGUACAGGGAAUGCGUAUCCGGUGGAAUAUGCAAAGACUUUCUAUGAAGGAAUGGUGAAAGAUGGCAAGCAGCAGGAUGUAUGUAAUCUCAUCCGUUGUGCUUGGGCCGGAAGUCAGAAGUUUGGGACAUUGUUGUGGAGUGGUGAUAUUGCGAGCAGCUGGGAGAGCUUUCGAGACCAGUUUGCGGCGGGCUUGAAUGUUGGAAUUGCGGGUAUCCCGUGGUGGACUACGGACAUUGGCGAGUGCGGCUUCCAUGGAGGAAAUCCUAAACACCCUGAAUUCCGUGAGCUCUGCGCUAGAUGGUUCCAAUACGGCUGCUUCUGCCCCGUCUUUCGCCUUCACGGUGAUCGGGAACCAAAGCAGCCUCAACACGGCACUACCGGCGGCGCUACCUGCCUCUCUGGCGCCCCCAAUGAAAUAUGGUGCUACGGGGAAGAGUGCUACCAGAUCAUGAAAAAAUAUCUUUUCCUGCGCGAGAGACUUCGUCCAUAUAUCCGCGACCUCAUGGCACAAGCACACAACAAGGGGAUGCCGGUGAUUAGGACAUUGUUUCUCGAGUUUCCUGACGAUAAAGAGUGUUGGGAAGUGGAGGACCAAUACAUGUUUGGACACAAGUAUCUUGUGGCGCCAGUUAUGUAUAAAGGGAUGACAAGGAGAGAAGUGUAUCUGCCCAGAGGCACCAAGUGGAAGAGAUUUGAUGAUGGAGAGGUUCAGGAUGUGCAGGUCCUUGAGGGAGGAAAGAAGGUGGAAGUGGAUUGCCCGCUAGCCGUGAUGCCUGUUUUUGAGAGGGUUUGA
This is a messenger RNA of Cladophialophora psammophila CBS 110553, 2004 nucleotides long. RefSeq names its product alpha-D-xyloside xylohydrolase. Gene Ontology annotation, molecular function: hydrolase activity, hydrolyzing O-glycosyl compounds; carbohydrate binding. Gene Ontology annotation, biological process: carbohydrate metabolic process. Bases 1 to 2004 code for a protein of 667 amino acids. The record is from RefSeq and is a predicted model, not a curated record. Lineage: Eukaryota; Fungi; Ascomycota; Eurotiomycetes; Chaetothyriales; Herpotrichiellaceae. The transcript is spliced from 5 exons.